AUGCCGGUGCCAGUCCUGGUGCCGAUCCCGGUGCCGGUCCCGGUGGCGGCGCUCGGCGCCCGCGGCCCCGGUGCGGUGUUGCAGUGCGGGACACUGCGGCGGCAGCCCCGGGGCUGCGGGAACUCCGGUGCCCGGGCGGGGACAGCGCAGCGAGGGGGGAGCUCCGUUAACGUCACCGCCCCGCUGAAAGCGACCCCUGCCCGCCGCGUCCCUCCCGGUACCGGGGGGGUCCCGUCCCGGAGCCCCGCGCCCGCUCCGCAGCGAGGGAGCGGCGGCCGCAGUCCCGCACUCACCGUGUGCCCGGUGCCGGCCCGCGGGAACGCGCCCGAGCUGCCGGAACCUCCCCCGGUACCUCCCCCGGUACCGCCGGUGCCUCCCCCGGAACCUCCCCCAGUACCUCCCCGGAACCUCCCCGGUACCGCCGGUGCCUCCCCCGGUACCGCCGGUGCGGCUCCGCGCAGGGGGCGACACCGAGAGCUCGGGCCGGCCCUGCCCCGCUGCCGGCUGCUCGCCAAGGUCACCGAGCCCCGCCCGGUAUCCCCCGGAGCCCCCCGGUACUGCCGGGACCCCCGGGCCGGGCCACGAGCAGCUGGGUCCGGUAAAUCCCCGCCGCGGGCACGGCAAGGGCGGCUGUGCCCACCCAGCACCAGCCUGGGCACCCACCCCAAAAUCCCGGUACCACCCCCAAAAGCUCACACCCACCCAACCCUGAGCCCACCCGAACCCCCUGCCCACCCGCGGGCACCCAGGCACCCACAGGGACUCCCGGCCCAGUCGCCCCCAGCCCCCCAAAAAGGAUCCGGGGGUUCUGCGGGGCCAGCCCCGGUGUCCCCGCCGGGCACGGGGGGCUCGGAGCGGAGCUCGGCUCCUUGGUUCGGUGAGCAGAGCUGUGCCCCCCGGCGCUGUGCCCAGCCCUGA
Molecule: messenger RNA, 918 nt
Organism: Sturnus vulgaris (Common starling)
Lineage: Eukaryota; Metazoa; Chordata; Aves; Passeriformes; Sturnidae
Source: RefSeq, a predicted model, not a curated record